Molecule: messenger RNA, 3183 nt
Organism: Diaporthe batatas
Lineage: Eukaryota; Fungi; Ascomycota; Sordariomycetes; Diaporthales; Diaporthaceae
Exons: 5
Coding region: 1175-2239 (354 amino acids)
Biological process (GO): G protein-coupled receptor signaling pathway
Cellular component (GO): heterotrimeric G-protein complex
Molecular function (GO): G protein-coupled receptor binding; GTP binding; G-protein beta/gamma-subunit complex binding
Source: RefSeq, a predicted model, not a curated record
CGGGAGCAACGCCGAAGGAGCGUUGAGCAAGCGUAGCCAGCCAGCCAGCCCUGCCCGCCCAGCCUGCCCGCCGUCAGCAGCAGUGGCAGCAGCAGCAGCUGGACCGAGCCGUGUACCCAGGUAGCGAGCAGGGCGAGGGCAAGCCGCUGAGAAAUGAGGCCUGAACAAGAGUGGGUAACAAAUCCCCAAUGAAGAUCCUGAGGCGCUCCUGCUACUAGUAGUACAGCAGUAGCCGAGUAGCCCCGUCCAGCGCUCUCACAUCCCCUCAGGCCCCUUUGUUGCAACCUUCUCAUUUCAUCUCAUUCGCCUUCCAUUCCACACCCUCUCACACGCACGCACGAACACACACACACAGACUGCCAGACUGCCACUGGGUUUUUGCGUGUGCCAGCAGAGCCAACGCCGGGGACACUAGGUGGUAGUAGUAGUGUUCGUCAGUGCCAUCGAGGUGUGUUUUCCCUGCCCACCCUGCCCUGCCCUGCCCUGCCCUGCCGUAUCCUGCCCUGUCGUUGUCUUUUGGGCCGGGUCUCUUUCCGACCCUGCCUGCUGUGCCAGUUGUGCCUACCUCACCUUACUUUCUCCUCUCACGAUCCACGACCCAAGAUCUACGGUCCACGGCUCACACAUACACUCCACAUACCUCUCCCCACGCCCAUUAUUCUCUCUUCCCUCGACACACAGACAACAUACACUACCUGGUAGACAUCCUCACCGAACGGCCGGCCGUCGAUGCUGAUAAUUACUGGUCUGUCGCAGCUCCUGAUUCGUGUCCCAGCCUAAUUCAGAAAGAGGCCGCUUCCGCUGCUAUCUAAGCUUGGACCCGCCGCCGCAGCUGGCACUCUCGAACCUCCACUCUCAUCUUCCCAAAAUCCUCCUUAGCGAGGGAGCAUCCCCUUAAUCUGAUUGCCUCUCUUGCCCUCGUCGUCGUCGUCGUCGUCGUCGUCGUCAUCAUCAUCAUCCUCCUCCUCAUCAUCAUCACCGUCACACCAUCAUCAUUAGUAUCAUCGACAAUAUCGCCGCUUGGCUGUGCACGAGGACAUCCCUACACCAGCGACCGCAGCCCACCAGAAUCGGUGUCGUUCCCACCCCCGCCCUGGCUGCAACUACGGCACAACAAAAAAAAUAACACCCGCUCGACCCGAUUGUAUAUAAAACACCGUCAGAGGACGACAUCAUGUGCUUCGGCAGGCGGAAUAAAGAUGAGGCCGAUGCGACGCGGUCGCGCGAGCUGGACAAGAUCCUCAAAGCGGACGAGAAGCGGAUGCAGAAGGAGGUCAAAUUACUUUUGCUCGGAGCCGGGGAGUCUGGCAAGUCGACCGUGCUGAAGCAGAUGAAGCUCAUCUACGCCACCGGAUUCAGCAAGAACGAGAAGCUCGAGUGGAAGCCUGUCGUCUUCAACAACAUCGUCCAGUCCUUCCGUCUGAUAUACGAUGCUAUGACCGAAUUGAACAUCGCCUUCGAGCAGCCCGAGAGCGAGAAAUGCAUGGAGCAAAUAUUGGUGGACCAUGAGCUGAGCCCGAACGAUCAUUUCCCUACCGAAUUCCUCGAGCCGAUCAAGAGCCUCUGGGCCGACGAGGGUGUGAAGAAGGCAAUUGCCAAGGGCAACGAAUAUGCGCUACACGACAACCUGGAAUACUUCUGCGACGACAUCGAACGAUUCUGGGACAAGGCUUAUGUCCCAACAGACCAGGACCUUCUGCGGUCACGGUUACGGACGACUGGUAUAACCGAGACGGUGUUUGAUCUCGGCCAGCUCACAUAUCGCAUGUUCGAUGUUGGCGGCCAGCGGUCAGAGCGGAAGAAGUGGAUACAUUGUUUCGAGAACGUCAACUGCCUGUUGUUCCUGGUCGCCAUUUCAGGCUACGACCAAUGUCUUGUGGAGGACAAGGAUGGCAACCAAAUGAACGAGGCUCUUAUGCUGUGGGAAUCAAUUGCGAACUCCCACUGGUUUCUCAAGUCAGCACUGAUCCUGUUCCUCAACAAGAUGGAUCUUUUCAAGGAGAAGCUGGCAAAAAGCCCAAUCACCCAGCACGGAUUCACAGACUACCACGGACAACCCGACGAUUGGAAGCAGGCGAGCAAGUACUUCAUGGACAAGUUCCGCGCGCUGAACCGCAACCCCGAGAAGGAAAUAUACGGCCACUUUACGAACGCCACAGACACGAACCUCCUCAAGAUCACGAUGGGAUCUGUCCAGGACAUGAUCAUACAGAGGAAUCUAAAACAGCUGAUCCUCUGAAAUUGAGCGCGGUCCGACGAGCUUGGGAGUCAUACGGCUCUCGCGAGUUUUCUGUUGCGGGGCUCACACUCCCCUAGGAAAUCCGCGGAUCCCCGAGACACUCAAGCGCGCGAGUCUCUACACGAAUCGCAGUCGAUUAGCGCCGCUGAUUUACGACACUGCCGCUCGGCGGCCCCACGAACUACACAUGACGACGUUGACGGUUUUCACGAGCUUGCCGCCAUAUUACUCCUCUUGGACUGGGAGUACGGUGAUUCGUACCCAACGUCGCAUUGCAUCACCGACAGUAGUACACUUGACGGAACGCCUUACUGCAGCCAUAUGAUGCUGCAGGAUCAGGGCAUAUCACUUCUACUUCCCGAGGGAACCGGGCACAAAGACUUCAACCGCUGUUGUUGCGCAAACUUUAAAUGCCCAGCAUCGAUGGAGAAAGCUCGAUGGAAUAUUUUGGGGGCGUGUUUCUAUCUGGAGAGGGUGGGUUCUUAGGUGGUAAGAACCCUCGAGACGACGCAUUGAGAAGGGGUCAGACCCGGCAUGUCCAGGACGGACCGGGUGAGACAGACGUUUAGGAAUCGGAAUGGGUGCACGAACGGCGAUUUUUCUGGAUAUCAAAGCCCCGAUCGUCAGCAGUUGAGGUUGGACAUUAGUCACUGCCGAGCCAGGGACGAGGGCCUGGACGCAUAUAUAAUACGUUACUUGAACUUUUCAGAUACCCGACAUUAUACAUAUUUUGUAUUUUCGUCCGAUGGAUGCCCUCUCCGUUGGCAUCCCAGAGCCAGCAAGCCACUGCAUCUCUUGUGAAUCACUUGAUCAUGAGGCUGGGAUAAGAGACUCAUUCCACAACAGCUGCUGGUCGGACUGUGCGGGCGAUGUCGGUGGUGACAUUGGUGCUGAUCAGCCUGAAUAUCGCGCCCACAAGUUCCGAGCUGCCGUGACGAUUGGAU